Saccostrea cuccullata (small rock oyster) is the source of this 4377-nucleotide messenger RNA. RefSeq names its product inositol monophosphatase 3-like. The transcript has 5 exons. Gene Ontology annotation, cellular component: endomembrane system. Bases 16 to 1041 code for a protein of 341 amino acids. Gene Ontology annotation, molecular function: 3'-nucleotidase activity. NCBI's taxonomy places the organism in Eukaryota, Metazoa, Mollusca, Bivalvia, Ostreida, Ostreidae. Gene Ontology annotation, biological process: phosphatidylinositol phosphate biosynthetic process. The record is from RefSeq and is a predicted model, not a curated record.
UUAGUCUGAAUAAAAAUGGGUCCAGCGAAUGCGAAAUUGAAUCCAGUUGGUGCUGCUGCAUGCUUUGCCUUUGGACUGUGUAUGGUGAUUUAUGUAUUUGGAUUUCCAGAUUGGUUUCAGAAAGAGCAGAAGAUAAGUUUGAAGGAACUUUUAUCAGUUAGCAUCGCUCUGGUUGAGCGAGGUGGGACUCGGGUACGCGAGAUACGUGAACGUAACACGUUGGCAGAUAGAUCAAAAGGCAAAACGAAGGAGGGCGCAGAUGAAGUUCUCACAGAAGGCGAUAUGGAGUCUCACAGAGCUAUUGUGUAUGGUUUUGCCAAGACUUUUCCUGGACUUCAGGUUAUUUCUGAGGAAUCAGAUAUUAGGCCUGUUAACUUUAAGCUGAUAGAAAAUGUUAAUUCCAAAAAUGAGGAGGUGGACAAAUUAAUUAAGAAUGACAUGUCUGUGCCAUUUCACAGUGUGGCUGUGUGGGUUGACCCUCUAGAUGCUACUCAAGAAUAUAAAGAAAAUUUGCAGAAGUUUGUGACAGUCAUGAUAUGUGUGGCCGUCAAUGGGCAGCCAACAAUUGGAGUCAUCCACAAACCAUUUGAGAAAAAAACAGUAUGGGCUUGGGUUGGUACUGGCCAUUCAUCAAAUCUUAAAAAAGUAGAAAACAACAGGAAAGAGGGUGACCCCCACAACAUCAUCAUAUCGCGAUCCCACACAGGAGAUGUAGCGGAAAGUGUCAGAAGAAGUCUGGGAAACAGCACAAAUGUUAUCUACGCUGGAGGGGCAGGUUAUAAAACACUAGAAGUCAUUGAAGGGAGAGCAGAUGCUUAUGUGCAUACCACAAGAAUAAAGAAAUGGGAUAUUUGUGCUGGGAAUGCUCUUUUAUCUGCAUUUCAUGGAAAAAUGACCACUCUCGAGGGAGCAUUCAUUGACUACUCCUCGCGGAAAGAAGUGAAAAAUAAUGAUGGAUUAUUAGCAACUCUUUUUGAUCAUUACAAAUAUUUAGAACAGCAUAUAGCCAAACCAAUGGAGCACAACAAGGAUAAAAGUUAGUGAAACAAUCAGUAUUAAAAGAUCUCCAGUUUUAGAGUGAUUAGGAAUUGGCCAGUCUUUUUUGUCGAAAAGUGUACAUACUUUAUCAGUCAUGUCCUAGUUGCAUAUGUUUGUUAUCAAUCAUUUGUGUUUUGCUGCAUAAACACAGAAUUAUGUCUUGAGCUGGCCUCAUAAGUGGAUUAAGACUUGUUUCUGUAAGUGUUUGUCACUGCUUUCGGAUUGAUUUAUUAAUUUGAAGUUAUUGAUGGAUUGUAAUUUAAUGCAUACAUUUUGAUGGAGAAAAAUUCAUUCAGGUUUUUAUUUUAAGAAAUGAUUAUGCUGAUGCUGAUAAAUAAAAAAUCUUUUGAAGGAAAACUGAAAUUGGAUAAUUAAAAUGUAGUCACCAAACUUGUAGUUUGUGGGCAAUAAUAACUUUACAUUUAUAUUAAACCAAACAAUAUUUAAGACUAAGCAGAAUGCUGACUGAAGUAAAUUUUGAUAUGAAAUAUAAAAUAAGUUUCAGGUCACAACAAAUCAUGGUCAUUUGGAGUUUUACAUCUUCUGUGACAGUGAGACAGUGUGUUUUGUUGUGUGAUUAUUCAAGGUCUGUAAUAAAUAUUCAUGAGGUCCUCGUUUAUAAACACGAAGGCUUAAUGCAUUAUGCUUCAAUGUUUGUCUCUGCUAAACUGGGUAAAAUGGGGGGGGGGGGAUAGUUAGAAACUGAUAUAAUCAAAUUUUUUUAUCAUCUGAAAGUUUUAGAAAAGACUUCAGAAAUGGUCAAAAUAAUGAUGUGUUAUAAAAGGUAUGGGUAUAUUUUUGUGUUUGUUUCUUCAUUACUUUGUUUUAUCCUGUGUUUAUAAAUUCUUUACAUGUCACAUUUUGUUGUUAAAGUCAGUCAAAGAAAAAUGACCAAGUUAUGUUAAAUACAUGUAUGUUCACAUAUAUGAACAAAUUUAAUCUUUUAUAUAAAUAAGGGCUCCUUUUAAAACAAGGAGAAAUUGAGGUCUACAUUUGCAUAAUGUAAAUAUUUAGUAUUCACUGAUAUGGCUAGAUUUUAUUAUAAUGUAUCAUGAUACACUGAGACGUAUCAUGAUACAUAACGCGAUAUUUUACGUUUCAUAUUUUUAAUGUUAUUUGUUGUCUCUGCUCUUUAAUAAGAAACUCUCUACUGCAAUGUAAUAGGAUAAAAGUUGUAGAUUCUUUCAUUGAUUUCACAUAUAAUUUGAUGUAACUUUUGAUAAGCACUGAACAUCAUAAAACAUAGGUAAAUAAAGGAAAUAGCUUUAAUUUGGUUAAAUUAAAAAAAGGUAUAUGAUUUUUUGUAUAGGAAUACAGUACAAUUUUUGUGUAUUGGGUGUAUUAGUAUAUAGAUACAAACCUAAUUAAUCAUUUUAAAGUCCUUAAUUUGUAUUAACAAUGUAUAUAUCUAACUCUGGGAUUGUACAUAUUAUGGUGUAAUGUGUUUUAAUCAUCUAAGUUUAUGACAAAGUUUGGUGACUAUAAAAAUGUUCUUUGCUCAUAAAUGAAUGUGAGGUUUUCGUUGUCUCAUAUGUUUAAUAUUUCAUGGUAUGUGAGAUAAUUUAUUAUGAGCUAUUUUCUGCAUUAUUCAUACAAUUUUAUGUAUAGUUUUGUGCCAUGGGGUUGUGUGAUGUUUCACUUGCUCCAGUUAAUUGGAGUUCAUAAUGAGAUGCAUUUUGUAUAAAUGUACUCUUCUAUGCAGCUUCUAGCUAGAGGUGCACUAUUAAAAAAAAGUUGCCAUUGCCAAAAAUGUGUGAGUGUGGGGAAGAGAAUGAGAUUUUACGGAAUAUUUAUUAUAGCUUGUAAAGAGUCAUAGUUAACUCCCUUUUCUCCAUGAUUAUUUUCCUUCACAAAUUUCAAUUUUCAGUUGUAUUAAUGUUACAAAAUGCAGGCAUUGUUUUAGUUUACUAAUAAAAUGUUUGUUGACAUGUGCAUUAAUAACAUUGUUUAUUAAAACUUCCUUUUAUUGUUUUUAAAUAAUUUAAAAAUAUAUAUAAUUGCUAACCUGGUAUAUUAUUCCAUAAUAAACAUGUAGUUUUAUUUUCUAAUUUCCUUUGUGUUGGUGACAUUUGAAGUCUUUAAAUUAGCUUGUGGUGAUUUCUUUGAGUUUAUAUACUACUACUUGUAAACACUUUAUUUAUCUACAUUUGUUUUAUUAAUGGUUUUCAUAUUUGUUUUACAUAGGUGCAUGGUGCUAGAUUUGGUUGUUGAACAUACAUGUAAAUUUAUUUCUGAAUAUCUUUUUAUGGACUAAAUAGAUUUUUUUUAUGUAACAGCAUUGCAUAUGUGUUUAUGAUGUGAUAUGUAUAAUCUAUCAAUGCUAGUCAUGUACUAACAUUUGAAUGCAAAUAUUAAUUUUUCAUAUUUUUUCUACUUAAAAUCUGGUAUUUGGAAAUCAACUUUUGUUUAAAUUUUUAACAAAUAAGUAUGCAUUUGUGUGAGUGGAUGAAGUUACACUGUAGGAUUGCAAAUUCAGUUGUUGUUAAAAAAGAUGGCAUACAGAUACAUACAUACUUUAAUACAUUUAUACAUAUAUGGUAACGUUAUGUCUACUGUUAUUGUUGUAUGUAAAUGAAGUAUAUUUAAGCUUUUAAUAAGCAUUUAGACAAUUGAUAGGAUUUCAGAUGUUAACAUUCCAUUUUUAGAGUCAGAGACCAAUAGAGCUUUUGUGUUGCCAUGGUUACUAGAACUUUCUGUGACAUUAUCUCAAAGUACUUCUACUACAGUUUUGGUUCUAUUUCUAUAAGACCUUUAGACUAUACUAAGUCACAUAGGAUGAGUUCACUUUUUAUCAGACACAUACCUUGAUCAGGCAACUUUAAAUUGAAGGGGGGGGGGGCUUGCAAUGGCUAAUUAAUUGCAGGAGUAAACCAUGUAUGUUUUAGAAAAUGCAGGUGCUAGUUAUGCUGUUACAGUGAUGUUUUAAAUUCAAAUAAAUAUUAAGCCUUUUUUAGAAUAGAUUUUAGUACAGAAACAUGCCUGUUUCCUUUAUUCAACUCGUCUGUGUGUUUAAUUUAUGCAGAUAAAUAAAAUACAAAUUCUUUUGUAUAACAAGUAUUUGAUUAAUUAUGACAGCAUUAUAGUUUAUGUGUAAUGUUGAUGCAGUUGUGUUUUAAGAGUUUUGAUAUUCUGGUGGCGAUGUGAAUUUGUUAUACCAUUACUGUCAUUAUAUUCAUAUUAAAAUUACAUGUAUAUUUUGGACAAGUAUUUAUAUUUUGGAGUUUGUAUCCUCACAUUGGUGGUGAACAAAUCUGUGUUUCAUCAAAUGAUUUAUUCUUUGUCAUAUAUGAAUGUUAUAUUGUUUAAGGGAGUCUGAGAAUAAAGCAGGCAAAAUAUUUA